Messenger RNA from Scheffersomyces amazonensis, 1889 nucleotides. RefSeq lists its product as uncharacterized. The transcript has 3 exons. Gene Ontology annotation, cellular component: cytoplasm. The record is from RefSeq and is a predicted model, not a curated record. Bases 1 to 1710 code for a protein of 569 amino acids. Lineage: Eukaryota; Fungi; Ascomycota; Pichiomycetes; Serinales; Debaryomycetaceae. Gene Ontology annotation, molecular function: phosphoprotein phosphatase activity.
AUGAUACUAACAAGACUCAAAUACUUUCAUAAGGUUAAUAGAAAAUUCAUCUAUAUAAUAAUCCUUACGUUAAAUAUAUUGGGAUUAUUUUAUCUCUUUAGAAAUUCAUCCUUUACAUCAUCAUUAUCAUAUCAUAAUUCAUCAUCAAGUGGCAUUUAUCCUUCAAAUAUAUAUAAUAGUAAUAAUUUAAAUCUAAAUUAUUUUGAUGCUAAAUCUGCUUCAAACUUUUUACAUGUUGUAAUAGAAGAUAUUUCAACUAUAAAAUGUUAUCUGGAAUCAGCUUGUAAAGUUCCUAAAGGAUAUCAAAGAAUCUUACCACCAAUUAAUUAUUAUGAAAAAUCUUCUUCAAAUACUUUGAAAUCGGCUACUAUGUCCAAUGAAUAUUUAAUUAUUAAGUAUAAUCCUUCAAAGGAAGUUUCUAAAUUAUUGAUUGAUCUUUCAUUUGAACCAUUCUCAUCAGAUGAUACUGAAGAUGAUGAAAUAGAAGUCAAGGAAUUACCCUUAAAUAAUAAUAAGUAUACUCUUUUUGCCAAAUUUCAUAUUGGUAAGAAAAUUUCAUCAGAUACUGUAAUAAUUCAUACUUUGGAUUUAUUGUUUGGUACUGAUGAAUUACAUGAUGAAAGGCCAUAUUUUCAAUCGAUUCAUCCUCCUAAUUUAGAUAACAAAAAUCAUGAUGAUAUUGAAAAGAGAACUGAAUCUUCAGAAAAGGAUCAGAAAGAAGAAAUAGCUGUUGAUAAAGAGAAUUACAUCCAAUCAUCUCAAUUUAUCUAUACUCAAGAUUCCAAAUUUAAAAUCAUGCAAUUAUCAGAUUUACAUUUUGGACAAAAUUCAGGUCGUCUUAAGUGUUUAGAUUGUGAACCACCAAUCUUAUCAAGCGAUCAGAAGACUUUAGAAUUUAUUGAUCAUUCAAUUGAACAGGAAAACCCUCAAAUAGUAGUAAUAACUGGUGAUUUACUUGAUCUUAGUCGUUCACUCGAUUAUAAAUCAAUCAUUUUAAAAUCUUUACAACCUAUUCUUAAGCGUGGUAUUAAAUUCAUUUAUACAUUUGGUGAUGAAUUUGAAGGUAUUAAAGAUGGAGAAGCAGUUACUCGAUCUAAAACAUCUAUUGUUGAAUUUUUAAGAUCAAUACCUGGAUGUUUUAAUAUUAUAAAUCAUGAAAAUAUUCAUGGACUUACUAAUUAUAAUAUUAAAAUUGUUAAAGAUGAAAAGGAAGUUGGUUAUAUAACAACUUUAGAUAGUGAAGAUCAAGUUCUUAAAGAUAAUCAAAUCAAUUAUCUUUAUAGAGUUAAUCAAAAAUCUGCUGUUAAUAAUCAUAUAUUCAAAUUAUUAUUCUUUCAUUAUCCAAUUCCACAAUUUCGACCACUUGGACAAUUUAAAAUUAUUGGAGAAUAUAAUGAAAAACAUCCUUUAAAUUCAAAAACUAGUCAAAAAUUCCAUAAUGAUAUCGUCAAUUGUGGAUAUCAUGUUAUUUCUGUUGGUCAUGAACAUGAAAAUGAUGCAUGUAUUCAAAGUGAUUUUAGUAAAGAUCAAUCAAUUUGGCUUUGUUAUAAUGCAGUAACAGGUGAUUCUGGAGUAACUAGUUUAAAUAAUGAUUAUGAUAGAAAGUUAAGAAUUUUUGAAUUAGAUUUUGAUUUAUUAAGAUUAUUAAGUUGGAAGAGAGAUGAAAAGGGUAAGAAUGCCUUUGAUCAUCAAUUAAUUCAUCAAUUUUAGCUAAAUCAUUAUUAUAAUUUUGUAUACAUCAUGUAUAUUAUUAUAUCUAUUCAGUUCUUUUACUUAAUUAGAUUACUGUUAUUACUAUUAAUUCUUCUAUUUAUUUAUUUAUUUAUUUAUUCUUUAUAUAUUACUAAUUCUUUGCAAACUCUGUAAAUAUUAUAUUGUUUAUAUAAUUU